AUAAGCUUCAAUUUUCAUUUUUGUUUUGAUUUUUUUUACUGAUCAAUCAUAUUAUAUCAACUCCAUAUUUAACUAUAGAAAUAAUCAAUUGCAAAAGAAUAAUUGACCAUUCAAGAAAAAUAGUCUUGUGUCUAGACUUUACUUUACCCCUUAUGACAAGAUAUAAACCACAUGCAAGAAAUACAAAAAGAAAAAACACACGAUUUUCCUAAUUAAGGUUGUUGUGAGUGUUACAAACAAUCAAUAAAAAAUGGAUGCAAAUGAAGCCAGAAUCCUACUCGGUUUCCCGCCCAAUUCGCGUCCAACUCCUUCCCAGGUUAAAUCAGCUUACAAACAGAAGGUUUGGGAAUCUCACCCUGACCUUUUUCCAUCUCAUCAGAAGCCUCUUGCUGAGUCCAAGUUUAAAUCAAUUUCCGAAGCUUACACAUGUCUAUUGCCCGGUGGAAAAGGAGAAGCUACAAAUUCAGCUGAAUAUUGGCGAGUUGUGAGAACCGGUGUUCCAAGAGCCAAUGGAGGAAGAAAAAAUCAUGCCAUGAUUAAAGUUCCAUUCCUUUUAAUUAUUCUGGGAACAGUUGCGCUUGGUGGCUUCAAUGCUUCAAGGGCUUACAAAAGGCAAAAGGAGGACUAUCCUUCACACAAUCCAUUUCUUCCUUGAUGACUUCCGAGCAGGAAUCAUGCGUGGAACUUCAUAUAUACUUCAAUUCCAAUUGAUGGUUAUUAAUACUUAGUAUACUCCUACAAUAUAUUUAAAUGUAAGUGAAAAUGAAUAAUUUGAAUCAAUAAAAGUUACAUGAUCAGUGAUUGCAAAGUGAACUCAUCCUGAUUCUUUGAAGGAAUGACAAUCCAUUUUAUUCUCGCUCU
Trifolium pratense (red clover) is the source of this 861-nucleotide messenger RNA. RefSeq lists its product as uncharacterized. Bases 251 to 655 code for a protein of 134 amino acids. The transcript has 6 exons. The record is from RefSeq and is a predicted model, not a curated record. NCBI's taxonomy places the organism in Eukaryota, Viridiplantae, Streptophyta, Magnoliopsida, Fabales, Fabaceae. Gene Ontology annotation, cellular component: cytoplasm; nucleus. Gene Ontology annotation, molecular function: protein folding chaperone; protein-folding chaperone binding.